Linum tenue is the source of this 2411-nucleotide messenger RNA. Lineage: Eukaryota; Viridiplantae; Streptophyta; Magnoliopsida; Malpighiales; Linaceae. The record is from the annotation of a GenBank genome assembly.
GUUGGUGGCGCGCCGGCUAACAAAAAUGGCUUUUUGUCGUUUUCCCGUCUUCUGAAGACAUAUCGCAUUUCUUUAUUCAGUCAUCGUUCUUUCCUAGAAACCAGCCAACCUUAUCCCUCUGUCUGAUUUUUUCGAUAUACAGCCACCAUGAGUGGCAAAGGGGUAGCAAUUGCAUCGACCCAUCAUCACUCGCGGUGUCAUCAAGCUCAGUUUCAAAGUUCCCCGAAAACCCAUCUCUUUUUUGGCCACUCCAGCUCCAAUUCGUCUCCCCCAAUCCGUAAAGCUAAGAUCUUUAGUAAACGCCAUAGCUCUCUCAGACUCUGUAUGCCAAGAAGCUCUCAAGAUGCUCUGGUUUUGGGGAGGAAUGGGAACCUUACCGACAAUCCAAUUACCAAAUUCAUUCCUCGUCCAUCAAUUUCGGCGUCUGCUUCUUCGUCUUCCCUCAGUGGCUCUGCCGGCGCUUUCCCGGAGCAGCUGUCGGACACAGAGGAAAAGAAGAAGAUAGUGAAGAAGAAGAGGAAGAAGGAAAUAGCUGGCAUUGAUCAAGAUGAACUGGUGGAUCCUGAACUUUUAGCAGACCCAGACAGUUGUUUCUGCGAGUUUAGGGGUGUGAAGAUACAUCACAAGAUAUACGAAUCGCAAUCGCCAGAGGCAAAUGGCCCUUCGCCUCAAAUUGCUUCUUCUGAUCCUAACAAGAAGCUGGGGUUUCCUAUCGUCUUACUGCAUGGCUUUGGAGCUUCUUUGUUCUCAUGGAGCAGAGCGAUGAAGAGGUUGGGAGAAGCCACAUCUGCUCCUAAAGUUGUUGCCUUUGAUAGACCAGCCUUCGGAUUGACCUCCAGAGUGGAUCCUUCUUCUUCUUCUUCCCUUAAGGCUGAGGAUCCCAAGCCAUUGAAUCCAUACUCCAUGGCGUUUGCUGUGCUUGCUACCUUGUACUUCAUUGAUUUCCUGAAGGCUGACAAAGCAGUUCUAGUGGGGCAUUCUGCUGGUUCUCUUGUAGCAGUGAAUACCUACUUUGAGGCUCCCGAUCGCGUAGCUGCUCUGAUACUUGUUGCCCCUGCAAUAUUUGCGCCCAAUCCAAGUCCAAAAGGUUCAAAAGGAAGUGAAUCGGGAAGAGGUAACCUUGCGGAGGGGGCUGAAGAGGAUAAAUCGGAUUCUAAAGGUGUGCUCGGAAAUCCAUUCAUUGCACUGUUAAAGAAGUUGUCUCGACUUGCUGCGUCUAUAGCUCGGGCCACACUGAAACUGUUGAAUGGGAUGAUGAACAUGCUUGACUCCCUAUACAAGAAAGCAUUGUCUGCCAUUCUGUGGUCUGCCUUGGGCUUAAUGCUGAUCAGGAUGGCGAUUGACAAAUUUGGUGUACUUGCUGUGAAGAAUGCAUGGUAUGAUGCUCAGCAAGCUAAUGAAGAAAUUCUUAGUGGUUAUACCAGGGUGAGUCGACUGUUUCUCUCAUCCCUCCUUAACUUGCUGGCACAGAAUUAGAAACUAUGGUGCAGCUAAGUGAAAAGUGAUCUCUAUUUCUCGCAUGACCGGAAUGAAGCCGUUAAGAGUCAAGGGUUGGGACAAAGCUCUUGCAGAAUUCACCGCAGCAACUCUUGCAGCUGUUGACUCCGAAGCCAGGGCACCUGUAUCAAAAAGGCUUCAUGAAAUUACUUGUCCUGUUCUUGUAGUGACCGGGGAUACUGAUCGAAUCGUUCCUGCAUGGAAUGCUAAGAGACUUUCACAAGCCAUUCCUGGAUCUAGCCUUGAAGUAAUUAAGUAUUGUGGCCAUCUGCCACAAGAAGAAAAAAUGGAAGAGUUUGUGACUGUCGUCCAGAAGUUUCUCCAAAGGGCUUUUGGUGAUAUGAAGGAGCCAUCUCUGCAGCCUUCUCACUAGAAUUCAUGCUCUCUCUUCCAGACAUGAUUUUGUUGUCUGUAAUAAGUAAUAACACUAUGCUGCCAUUGAUUUUAGUUUGACAAGGAAAAUGUAACUCACACACAACAAUGUGAGGGACCAAGAAAAAAAGAUGAACCCAUCUUGUAUACUUCAUUACAUGAUAAAAUGAGCAUUCAGCUAUGCAUUAUAGUUAUCAGAAUUUAGGAUCCGUAAAAAAUUGUAAGACUAGGAUCUUUGUAAGCUUGUUGGGAUGCUAAAUCUAGAAAUGAUAUCAUCUCCGAAGAUCACAGCACCAGCAGCAAGAGCUCAUCCAACUCCAGCGGCCAGCGGUCUUGCUGCCCCUUUAGUUACUGCUGCAGAUGCCGGACCGUUUAUGUACUCUGAAGAAAGGUGGGUAUAUAAUUCCUCCCUCACCACCUGAAGCCAGGUGUGAACCCUGAACAAGGUUCUUCUCUUUCGUCUGUGAUCUGGAUCGAAAUAUCAACAAACUCUGGGGUUUGUUAGAGUUUCGUUUGCACAGCUGGUUGCUCCCGACUUCUUC